AUGUUGGAAAAAGGAUAUGGGUGCACGCAAGAUUAUUAAUAAGCUAUCGAUAUUCUAAAUGAAGAAUUAUAAAUUUAAAAGGAUUAUGAAUUUUAUUAUGGAUAUUCGAAUUAUCAUAUUGCGAAACUUAAAAAGAUUCUUAAAUAAGAUGAAAAAGAUUAUGAAUAAUAAUAUGAAAAAUCUUUAUAACAAUUUAACGAAAGAUUUAAUUCUGAAUAACAAGAAAUAUACGGGAAACUAUUUGCUUGUUACUAUUUAGGUCGAAUUUAUUAAAAACAUAAAAACGACUUAUAAUAAAGUGAUCAAAAAUAUAAUAUUUUCCGUAAAAUAUAUCAAGAGAACUAUUUUAGAUUUCGAUGUACUCGAACCCUUCAAUAUGAGAUUUUAAAAUUAAAAUUUAUAAAAAAAUAAAUAAAAUUAUAAAUAUUAUCUGAAAAUUCUGAAAAUAAAAAUUCUUAAAUCAACCCUAUAUUAAAAAAUAAAAGCAAUAUUUCAAAAAACAGCCUUGGAGUAAUAUCAGCAUAAAAAAAGCCUAAAUAGGAAAUGAUCAAACAAAAAUCAUAUAUUUAAAAAGACAUAAAAGAAGAAGAAGUAUAAAUAUAAGAAAAAUUAGAAGAAAAUCAAAAAAAUACCUAUAUUCGAUUUAGUACAUAUAAAUAAUUACGAAACUCUAGUUUGAACGAAAAUAUUGGACUCCUAUAAUAAUUAAAAAAAUAAACGUUUUUGAUUAAAAAGGAAUAUAUUAAAUUCUAUCUUUUGUAGAAGAACAAAAAUAAAAUGUUUAGGAUUUCACUUAAAAUAAUAAAUUCGAAGUUUUGUAAAUUAUAGGCUUUUCUUAUUAAAUUUUAUAAUAAAAUAACCUCGAAUUAUUUUUAAUUUACCCACAUAAGUAGUUUAAUUUAUAUGGAGGAAUUCGAAGUGGAAAAAUAUUCAAUAUUAAAGAUAAACUUAAUAUAAGUUUAAAUUUAUGUUAGCUUAUCGAAAAUUUUCAACAAAAAAAUAUUUUUGAUAUUAAUUUAAAACCUUCCAAUAUUUUAUUUGAUGAAAAACUCAAAAUAUACUACGCAGGAUACUUCUUUAAAUGUACCUUCUUAAACUAAAACAGAUGUUUUAGAAUGUCAGUAUAAGACAUUGAAUUAAAAGCUGAUGAUUUGUUUAAUAUAGUAAUAUUAGGAGAAGCCAGUGUAGGAAAAACAACAAUUACAAUCCGUGUUAAAGAAGGUAAAUUUAUCAAUUCAUAUGAUCCAACAUUAUAUGAUGUUCACAAAUUUAAAUUGA
Ichthyophthirius multifiliis is the source of this 1278-nucleotide messenger RNA. RefSeq lists its product as hypothetical. The transcript has 5 exons. The record is from RefSeq and is a predicted model, not a curated record. NCBI's taxonomy places the organism in Eukaryota, Ciliophora, Oligohymenophorea, Hymenostomatida.